CUGAAUCCAGGGUCUGUCGUGACAUGAUUCAAGAAGAAGUGUCAGUGUCAACCCCUGCCUAGGUGAAAAUAUAUUACCAAUUGCCCUCUAUUUUUCUCGCUCAAUCGGUGCAAGAAAACGCAAAGUCAUACUUUGUAGCGUCGACCCAGUCUAUUAAGCCUCGACCUCACCGAGCAGCGUCGAGGCUGCAUGAAAUGAAUGAUUUGAAUACAUAAUAGUAUUUAGACUGCUCUGGUGCUGACACCAGAGUUCUUCAAGCGCUAUCCUGUUGUCGAGUAUUGCUUCAAGGAGAAGGGCACCAACACCGGCUAUUGCACGGCCACAGCAGAUGGGUGCUCGCUGUACAAGGUCCGGGACCUGUAACAAAUGUGAGUGCGAGUGUUUCGAGGCAGCAUGCUUGCCACUGCGCGCGCGCUUCAAGGUUCGGGGUUCGAGGCACAUGCACAACGCCCGAUUACCCGAUUAUGGGAUGCGGCAGACAGGCGGGAUUGGAGGAGAUUCAGCUGGGCCAAGGAAACGCUACUUGAGGCUGCUCGUGCCAGUCCACUGUUCACUAUCCCCGACUGAGCCCCGCCACGCGCCCUGCCAGCGCACCGGAGCUGCACCCAGCCUUUCUAACCUCUCGCGCCUAAUUGCCUUCACGGUCUCCUUGACGACCGGCUCAGCCUUGCGCUUUUUUGCUUCCGCCAGCAAGACAUCCCGGCCGGCAUACAUCCGGCGGUUCUGAUUGGGUUCCGCUCACAGCGCUCCCCGCGCGCGGUUAGCCACGCUGCGCACCAUGAGAGCAGCAAUCGUUGCAGCCAUCCUGGUUGCGCUGGUUACCGUGACCACGGCCACCAGGUCGAUUGACCAACCCGCACGAUGCAAUCCUCUGUCCUACCCCUACGUCAACCAGACGUAUCACUGCCAGUCGGAUUGCCGCACCUACACGCUCGUGGACGUCAACGCCGGCUGCAUGCCCAACUGGGCCGGCGCCCGUGCCUACUGCGAGAGCCGCGGUCUGGAGCUUGCGCCGUGGAACACCGACGCCUCGAAAGGCGCGCUGUACAAGCUGUGCCGCGACAACCGCUACACGUGCUGGACGGGCGGUCGUGACGACAGCACCGACCUGUGCCCGCUGAUGACCCAGGAGGGCUACAUCGUGCAGCAGGCUUGCGAGCAGCCCGUGCGCUUCGUGUGCCGCACCACCGCGGGCAAUUGCGGCUCGCCAUCGGCUGUUCCAAGCCCCUCGCGCUCGCCCUCACCCAGCCCUUCCCCAUCACCCAGCCCUUCCCCUUCACCCAGCCCUUCGCCUUCGCCCAGCCCCUCGCCCUCGCCCAGCCCCUCGCCUUCUCCCUCUCCCUCUCCCUCUCCCACGCCCACGCCCACGCCGCGCGGCUGCAACCCCUACACCGCCGCCUACUCAACCGCUUCGUACUACAGCCGUGAUGACUGCCGUUCCUACACGCUGUACGACCUGGGAGCGGUAUGCAUGCUGAGCUGGCGCGCCGCCGCCGACUUUUGCAAUUGGAAGGGCGGCGAGCUGGUGCCGUACGGCGAGACCUCCGCCGCACUGGGCGCGUUGCGCAGGCUGUGCCACGACCGGCGCUACACCUGCUGGACGGGCGACCGAGUGGACCACUCGGGGCAGUGCCCGCUCAUGACGGCCGAGGGCGAGGUGGUGCAGCAGGGCUGCGACCAGGCCGUGCGCUGGGUGUGCCGCACCAAGGUGGCGGACUGCAUCGUGACCCCGAGCCCCAGCACCGUCGCCAGCCCCAGCCCCAGCCCCUCCCCCAGCCCCUCUCCCUCUCCCUCCCCGUCCCCCAGCCCCUCCCCCAGCCCCUCCCCCAGCCCCUCCCCCUCUCCAUCCCCGUCCCCCAGCCCCUCUCCUUCUCCCUCUCCCUCUCCCUCUCCUUCCCCCAGCCCCUCUCCCUCUCCUUCUCCCUCCCCCAGCCCCUCGCCCACCGUCACGCCGCCCACGUCCGCCGGCUACUUCGAGCUCAUCCCCGAGCUGACGGCGCCCAACGUGGCCUUGGCCUUGGCCAACAUCCCCUUCACCCGCACCUACUUCUUCCUGGAGAGGGCCUACGGAGCUGGAGAGGGCCUGAGCGUCGCGCCCAACACGGGUGUGCUGGAUCUGGACAGCGGCUUCAAGACCAACUUCAACGCCAACAAGAACCCCGGCUGCUCCGGCGUCAUCAUAACACCCGAUGGAGUGCUGCACCUGUUCGGCGGCGACGUGGGCAGCGGCGAGCGCAGCCUGGGCGACGGCCGUCAGUACAUCGCGAAAUACAACGCCGCCACAACGUCUGUGAGCCAGGUCACGCUUAUGCAGAAGAACCGCUGGUACCCCACCCCCCUGGUGCUGUCCGACGGCAAGGUGCUCAUCGUGGGCGGCUCUGACGCCUGCCUGGUGGGCCCCACCUGGGACUUCGCUGAGCUGUGGGAUCCCGCACAGCCCACCGCGCCCACCGCCAGCGUCACCAUGCCGCCGGCCUUCGUGGCCACCAUGGGGUUGAACUGGUACCCGUUCAUGGCGCUCAUGCCCAAGGGCGAGAUCGUGUGGUUCGUGGAGAAGGGCGGCGCGGUGACAGACAAGAACUUCAACGUGCUGGUCAACCUGCCGCCCUUCCCGGCCGGCAUCACCUACUGCACCAUGUUCUACACCACCGCUUCCGUGUCGCUCAUCGCCGUCGCGCCCCCCGCGUACGGCAUCGGCUUUGUGAUCUUCGGCGGCACGGACUGCAACGCCGACAUCAACACAGUGGCCGCCACCACCAGCCUGCGCAUCUCCAUCACCUACUGCAACACCCACCCCUCCGGCAUCUGCGUCAGCGACUGGGAGGUUGAGGACAUGCUGGGUGUCGCGCGAGUGAUGGGCGACUCCACUCUGCUGCCCAACGGCAAGAUACUGCUGCACGGCGGGGCGCAGAUGGGGCACGCCAACGCCGGCCCCGCCGCCACCAAGGCCAACUUCCAAUCGCUGAUGUACGACCCGUACAAGCCCGCCGGGCAGCGCUACAGCAAGAUGGACUUCGCGCCCAUUGCGCGCGUGUACCACUCCGCCAACUGCCUGGACGUCACCGGCAAGGUGCUGGUGGCAGGCUGCGAGAACUGCGACCCCGCCUACUCGCAGCUGGCCCCCGGCAUGAGCCCCAGUCCCAAGGCGCCUCUGGAGUACCGGCUGGAGUGGGGCGUGCCGGCGGAGAUCGCGCCCGGCAGCGUGCGUCCAGUCAUCGGGGCCCUGCCCGCCGACCUGCCGCGCGGCGCUUCCAUCGCGGUCCCCUACACCUACGCGGGCUCCAUCCAGGCUGUGACGCUGGCCGCCGCCUGCGCCACCACCCACUCCAUCAACAUGAACCAGCGCGUGGUGUUCCUGGAGUUCACGGUCCAGUCCAGCGGCGUGCUGCUGGUGUCGGCGCCGCCCGCCGGCCUGUUCGGCAAGAGUCUGCUGGGCCCCCACAUCCUGUUCCUCGUGGGAGAGGGCGGCACCUACAGCGAGGGCAAGUGGAUUACCGUCACCGACGUUUAGACGCUGAGAUCAGUGGUUAAUCCAGGCGGCUCAACAAUACAUGGACAAUACCGUAAGUAUGAGGCUGUGAGGCUUAUUUUGACACGCAGCAUGAAGUUCUGAAGGACCUGCCGUGAGUGUGAAGCUGGGACGUGAGUAUUUUGUAGUUUGUGCGUGGCGCAGGCUGUUGCUCCUCGUGAGUGGUGGAUGCAGCACCCCCCCACUUGUUUCCUAGGAUAAGCGUAAUGAUGCGUGUAUUGGGUCUGCCUAUGCUGUGGUCCAGGCGGUGUCUUGUCUUUAAUGUGUAUUCUUUCCGUACUCUAUUCUGCACCGUUCGAAAGGUGCCAAUGCUCACCAUAAGUACCAUAAGCUCACAGCAUACAUAUAUACGCCGUUUUGCAUGCUUGCUGUGCAACGGCUCUCGCGCGCCUCAUUCACUCCUUAUUUCAACUCUUCAACACGCAUAUGUCCUGCAAAGGCUUGCGAUAAUGUGCGGCCGCGGGACGUUGCGCGGGCAUGACAUCCACGGUAUGGAUGGCGGGGUGACACGAGUGAUCGGCCUUAUGGCAUACUUGGUGGGCAGGUGGAUUUGCUGGGGGGCGGCGGCAGGUUGGGGGUUUCUGCCUAGGCAUGCAGGAUGGCGUUGCCAGUUGGGGAUUUAUGAGGCAUGCGCGCCUCCAACCAAAACACAGUGAGAGACAACGUGUCACAGCAGGAUGGUAAUGAUGAAGUCAUACGGUUUGGGAUUGCAUGAUGUGCUCGUAAGCCAGGCCGGCACGGUCGCACGCGUUUUGGUGGCCAAAUCAAAUGUUUAUGCAGAGAACUAGUCCUUUGUACUUUGUUCGCGGCUCUUGCGGGAACAGUUGCAGUCAGUCAGUGCCGGAAGCAAGGUGACUGCGAGUCAUGCAAUUGAUGCAAUGCACGCUCACAGCCUGGAGAUCCAUCAUCGCCCAGGUUCCGUAUGGGCGGUAUGCGCGCCGUCACCACAUGUAAAUAACAUCUCAA
Messenger RNA from Chlamydomonas reinhardtii, 4495 nucleotides. RefSeq lists its product as uncharacterized. NCBI's taxonomy places the organism in Eukaryota, Viridiplantae, Chlorophyta, Chlorophyceae, Chlamydomonadales, Chlamydomonadaceae. The transcript is spliced from 17 exons. The record is from RefSeq and is a predicted model, not a curated record. Bases 779 to 3511 code for a protein of 910 amino acids.